Prosopis cineraria is the source of this 1452-nucleotide messenger RNA. RefSeq names its product protein SRG1. The transcript has 4 exons. Lineage: Eukaryota; Viridiplantae; Streptophyta; Magnoliopsida; Fabales; Fabaceae. The record is from RefSeq and is a predicted model, not a curated record. The coding region runs from base 76 to 1179 and encodes 367 amino acids.
AGAGAUCAUAAAGAGCAAGCUUAUCAAUCAGUUCAUAUAUUUUAAAAUUCUCUGAAGCUUCAGAUAUUCUCUCUGAUGGCUCCAGUGCUCAUUUCUCCUCUAAACGUUGGACACAUUGAUGAUGUCCAAGAACUCACAAAGACUAAGCCAAGAAGCAUUCCUGAAAGAUUUGUGAGAGAUGUCACUGAAAGACCACAACUUUUUUCUGGAACUACAUCACCUUCACAUAGUGACAUGCCCGUCAUUGAUUUCUCCAAGUUCCUCAGAGGAAACACAGAGGAAUUCCAAGUUGAAAUUCUGAAGCUUGCUUCUGCUUGUGAAGAAUGGGGAUUCUUUCAGGUAAAGAAUCAUGGGAUUGAUCAGAAACUACUAGAGAGUAUAGAAGAGAUAAGCAAGGAAUUUUUCAUGCUGCCUUUGGAAGAGAAGCAGAAAUACCCAAUGAUUCCAGGGACAGUACAAGGAUAUGGACAAGCUUUCGUUUUCUCAGAGGAUCAGAAGCUAGAUUGGUGCAACAUGUUUGCUCUUGCAAUUGAACCUCACUGUAUGAGGAAUCCAAAUCUAUGGCCAAACAAGCCAGAAAGGUUCAGUGAAACUUUGGAAGAGUACUCAAGAGAAGUGAGGAAGCUAUGUCAGAACCUUCUAGAAUUCAUAGCUUUAGGGCUUGGAUUGAUGGAAGAUGCUUUUAGUGAGAUGUUUGGUAUGGCAGUUCAAGCUGUGAGGAUGAACUACUAUCCACCAUGUUCAAGACCUGACCUUGUGAUGGGUCUGAGUCCUCAUUCUGAUGGAAGUGCCAUCACUGUUCUGCAGCAAGCAACAGGAAGCCCUGUGGGACUUCAGAUUUUCAGAGACAAAACAUGGAUUCCUGUUCAGCCAAUUCCAAAUGCUUUUGUCAUCAACAUAGGAGAUACGAUUGAAGUGCUUACAAAUGGAAAAUACAAGAGCGUGGAACAUAGAGCUGUGGCUAAUGAAGAGAAAGAUAGACUGACCAUAGUGACAUUUUAUGCCCCAGGCUAUGAAGUAGAGCUUGGUCCAAUGCCAGAAUUUGUAGAUGAGAACAAGCCCAGCAAAUACAGAAGAUACAAUCAUGGAGAGUACAGUAAGCACUACACAACAAACAAGUUGCAAGGCAAAAGGACCUUGGAUUUUGCCAAAAUUCAUCAAAGUGAAAACUCAAACUAACUAGGAAGGCCCACUUAAGUUCUCAGUUAGGAGUAUCAAUGUGAAUUGAAGCCUCAUGAUUCUGCAGAUUGACGAUUAUAAGAAAAAUGAAUCAUGUGAGAGAGUGUGGUUGUGGGGUCACAUACUCAAAUAUGGACUCACUGUUAGCGUUUCAAUUAUAUACAUGUUGCCUUGUAAUGGAAACUUGUGGGGACUUUUGUGUCAAGUUGUGUGCUGGUUUCUACUUUCUGUGGGUUUCAAAACAAGCAAUGAUGAAGCAGAAUUAGGUGUCAA